AUAUUAAUUCGCUGAAUUAAAAAGUGUCCUGUCACAAUAAUUACAGAAGUACAUUCUAACGUAAUUGAAUUAUUGUAUGAUAUAUAGUAUUAUAGAUAAUAUUCUUACUAACAAGACUUCCCAAGACCACUGAAGCUGUCUGGCACAAACAUGACAACAGAUUCUUACAUAGAAAAGUUAUAUAAAUAACAAAUAAUGAAUGGAUGGAUGGAUGUAUGGAUGAAUGGAUGCUUUAUUGUACACAGAAGUUUCAAAAGAAUAUACAAAUAAAGAUAACAAUACAAUAAAAUAUAAAAGUAUUAAAGACAAUGUUUACCAAUUACUGUGCAUUGACAGAAGAUGACUGUCAGCCAUACAGACAGUGCAAGAAUGCAGUGCAAAUUUGCAAAGAUGUAAACAGUGAACAAUAAACAAAAAAUGAAAAAAUGUAGUGCAGAAUGGAGUAAAAUAAAAAUAGGGGAUCUAGGUGGGUGUGUCUGCAGAGAUGGAGGUACUGAAGUGACCAGAUUAAAAAAGUAUUACAGAGGGUGGACAAUACGGCCCAAAAAUAAUACAAUCAUAAUAUUUGAGGGUGUGUUUGUGAAAACUGUAUUCUUGGCUGUAUGAAGAAACACUGAGAAAUAUAUUAACUUCAGGAAUAUACUACUGUUAAAAAAUAAAUGUUAAAGUUCCACGUAAGUUCAGUAGAAACAAUAACAGUGACUUAUUUCUGAAUUUGUACUUGCAUAAAAUAAUGUAUUGUUAUAACCUGCAGCGCCUCUUCUGAGCUCAGGGGGCUGGGCUUACCUGAAUACAGGUGGGCUAAACUACUGUCUUCAGCCACUCCAACCACUCCUACAGUCCAGGAGGGGGCGCUGUGUGUAGCAGUGUGGACCUGCACCUCCUGUAGAGUGAAGGAAGCAGAAGAUCAGAGCUGAUUUAUAGCGAGACUGCCCACUUCUCCACCUAUCUUCCCUGUCAUAGCAGUGAACGAUAUGAACCGCUAGAGGGAGCCUGCGAGUGAGACCUUAAUGAAUUGGAGUGAAUGGAAAUAAAUGACUAAAACUAAAUAAAAAUUAAAAUAGUGUCUUAUUAAAUAGCGCAAAAUGUAGAUUUAUGUAUUUUAGCUGUUGUAACAAUAAAUCGUAUACUGUUGGAAAGCCUGUUAGGUCAGAGUAACGUUUAUUAGUGUCAUUUUCUGACCUCGAGCUAAAUUCGAAAAUAGAAAAUUUGGUACAAACUUGCAGAUGGAGCUUUCUAUUUUUGCAUUUAGCCUAAAACAGUCAGAAAAUGCCAUUAAUAAUCGUUACACUGACCCAGUUAGUUUCCCUUUUUUAUUGAAUAAAGUUUUAGAAUUAAAUAAUAUAAAACAUAAAGUAUUAAACAGUGAUUUUCUCCCAACAAGUAGGUAUAAGUUGUGAAACAAAUUGACAAAAUCUUAUGUUUGUCCUUUUCUUACAACCCUACCUAAACAUACAGUUAAUUGUUUUCAUGGGCUCAACCCACAAAUGCAUGUUCUUUACAAAUGUGACACAGAUUAAAAGGAAAAUUAACAGAUUUUGCAGCGGUAUACGAUUUAUUGCCAAGAAGCAUUGAUACAACAAAUAAAUAAUAAUCAACGAAACACAUAUCUCCUUACUUUUUGGUUUUACGUUUAGUUGUCCAGGAUAUUCAUUUUAUUUUAGAAAGUAUAAUGAAGUAUUUUGCAAAAAAAGUCUUAUAACAACUAGAGUCUAAGAGCUUUAAACAAUUGAUUCAGUACUAAAACAUGUUUUUUUGUUGAGAACAUUAGAAACAAAUGUACAUCUCAUUUUGCUCCAUAGGAACCCAUUCAUUCUGGACUCUCUCGUAGCGCCCUCUAGCGGUUGAUAACUAACACUGCACAGAGUCUGCAGUGAGUAAUCUCCGCUCUAUAGAAGAAGAUCUUUGGGAAGAUCCGCUGUGGUCAGCAGGCCACGCCCCCCGCUGUUGGUGUACACAGUGGUGCUGGAGGAGAGGAAGAGGAGCUGCUGGGAUGAAGAAAAUAAAAUGAUCUGUUAAAAUUACUACCACGAUGACUGUCAGACUCUUGAAACUCAGGAGAGAUUAAUGCUUAAGAAUGGAGUCCAGCAGCAGAAGCUCUGGUGCUCAGGAAAUUUCCAAGAAGACCAAAAAGAAAAGUCACAAUGGUGCAGACUGUGGGAAGAGUUUCACUCAGCAGAGUAAUCUAGAAGACCACCAGCAAGCUCACAACACUGAUUUCAAAGACCACCAGAGCGUUCACACGCAGGAGAAACCGUUUCAGUGCUCGGUGUGUGGGAAACGGUUUUCUCGGCGGAAUUAUCUACAAAUUCACGAGCGCAUUCACACUGGAGAGAAACCGUAUCAGUGCUCAGUGUGUGGAAAGGGUUUUAUUCGGCAGAGUUACUUACAGACGCACCAGCUCAUCCACUCGGGACAGCUUCCCUUUCGAUGCUCGGUCUGCGGAAAGACGUGUAGCGAAAAGAGCAAUCUCAAAAAACACGAACGCGUUCACUUUGCUGAGAAACCGUAUCGCUGUUCAGACUGUGGGCGGUGUUUUCGGAUUCGGGAUACUCUCAGAAAACACCAGCUCCUUCACACCGACGUGAAACCGUUCCAAUGUUCCGAGUGUGGAAAGAGUUUCCACCAGCGCAGUACCCUCAAAACUCACCAGAACAUUCACGCCGAAGAGAAACCGUAUCAGUGCUCCGAGUGUGGAAAGAGAUUCACUGUAAAGAGUUAUCUCCAGCAGCACCUCCACGUUCACUCUGCAGGUAAACUCCACCACUGCUCAGACUGUGGGCGUAGUUUUACUCUGAAGAGCCAUCUCCAGAGACACCAGCGUGUUCACACUGGAGAGAAACCGUAUCAGUGCCCAGACUGUGGGAAGAGCUUCAGUGAUGAAAGUACUCUUAAGAAACAUCAGUACAUUCACACUGGAGAGAAACCGUUUCAGUGCUUGGAGUGUGGGCGAAGCUUUACUCAACAGGGUCAUCUUCAAGAACAUCAGCGCAUUCACACCGGAGAGAAACCGUAUUACUGCUCAGGCUGCGGCACGAGCUUUAGGCAUUUAAAUUCUUUUAGGCGUCACAAGUGCAAGGAACGGGAAACACCAGAGACAGCAGAGGACAACCCAUAACUAGUGGUGUAAUUGAUUACGGAUCAUCCUUGAUCACCCCUACAGUGGGAACACCAUUAAACCAUGGAUUUUUCAUCAAAG
Astyanax mexicanus (Mexican tetra) is the source of this 3199-nucleotide messenger RNA. Its product is annotated as zinc finger protein 239-like. Lineage: Eukaryota; Metazoa; Chordata; Actinopteri; Characiformes; Acestrorhamphidae. The record is from RefSeq and is a predicted model, not a curated record. The transcript has 2 exons. Bases 2078 to 3118 code for a protein of 346 amino acids. Gene Ontology annotation, biological process: regulation of transcription by RNA polymerase II. Gene Ontology annotation, molecular function: DNA-binding transcription factor activity, RNA polymerase II-specific; RNA polymerase II cis-regulatory region sequence-specific DNA binding.